AUGUUUGAUGAAAAUUAUGCCCAAACUGUCCGACUAGUGGAUGGUGAAUGGGUUACCCGUUUAAAACUAUUUAAUUAUACGUCAAUUGAGACCCGUUUUGGUGAUCUAUGUCUACGGCAGAUAACAGACGGCACACAUUUAAUACAGUUAUGGUUGUCUAAUCAGGAACUGCUAGACUGUGAGUACACCACCGAUGCCAAGAGUGUCCGACAUUUGCUUAAAGAGUUUAACGAUCAGUCAGCCAUCAGUGGGUUGGCCCAAAAUUUUACAUAUUUUGGUGGCAAUGGAACAGAUCUAUGGUCCAAAUGGUCUCGUUUGACAAAUAUUAAACAAUAUAGGGAUCGGUGUCACCGAUUUCAUCGUAAAUUACUCAAAAAAUAUGAUUACAAAUCUAAAAGGAAAAGUUCACUACAGAGAAAUAAAAGGGCCGAUCUAUUGGUAUAUCCUGGUACUAAUUGGUGCGGAAAGGGAUCCACAAGUAUGAGCUUUGAGGACUUGGGUCAACACAGCUUCGCUGACCGCUGUUGUCGCGAUCACGACUAUUGUAAAUACACAAUUGGCCCGUUUUCAUGGAAAUAUCAUCUAUUUAACUAUAGGUUUCAUUAUGUGUCUCAUUGUUCAUGCGAUGAGAGAUUCAGGUCGUGUCUCAAACUGGCCGAUACCGGUGCCGCCAAUCUGGUGGGCAAACUAUUCUUCAAUGUGAUGCAAACCAAGUGUUUUAUGUUUCGUACGGAUCAGGUAUGCAGUGAGAGGUCGUGGUGGGGCCGAUGUUUGACCAACAAACGCAAGAAACGGGCAUUUUUUCGUAAUGGUGUCAAGUAUUAGGGACUAUACUUACUGACUAAUUGAUUGUUUUGAAAAAUGAUU
This is a messenger RNA of Oppia nitens, 867 nucleotides long. RefSeq lists its product as uncharacterized. The record is from RefSeq and is a predicted model, not a curated record. NCBI's taxonomy places the organism in Eukaryota, Metazoa, Arthropoda, Arachnida, Sarcoptiformes, Oppiidae. Gene Ontology annotation, molecular function: A2-type glycerophospholipase activity. Gene Ontology annotation, biological process: phospholipid metabolic process; arachidonate secretion. The transcript has 7 exons. Bases 1 to 825 code for a protein of 274 amino acids.